Ipomoea nil (Japanese morning glory) is the source of this 810-nucleotide messenger RNA. Its product is annotated as protein RETICULATA-RELATED 3, chloroplastic-like. Lineage: Eukaryota; Viridiplantae; Streptophyta; Magnoliopsida; Solanales; Convolvulaceae. The coding region runs from base 1 to 810 and encodes 269 amino acids. The record is from RefSeq and is a predicted model, not a curated record. The transcript has a single exon.
AUGUUGUCGGCGGCUCAGUUCACUCUCCCUGUUGGAGUUGGAUUCAUUGGGGCUUUCAUCAAUGGCUGGAGAGACCGGGUUACGGCGGACCCGCAGUUCCCCUUCAAGGUUCUCAUGGAGGAAUUGGUGGGCGUUGGGUCCACCACCCUCGGCGACAUGUCCUCCCGCCCGAAUUUCGGGCUCAACGAGCUCGAUUUCGUGUUUUCAACUCUAGUCGUAGGUUUAAUUCUGAAUUUUCUGCUAAUGUAUCUCCUCGCACCCACAACCUCCUCUUUACCCCAAGCUUUACCCUCCAUUUUUGCCAAUUGUCCGCCGAGCUACAUGUUUCAGCCCGGCCCUUACACCCUGAUCGACCGGCUGGGCACGCUGGUUUACAAGGGGAUCGUGUUCGCCGCCGUCGGGUUUCCGGCGGGGCUGCUAGGAACCUCCAUUACCAACGGGCUGAUCACGAUGAGGAAGAAGAUGGACCCGAGCUUCGAAACGCCAAACAAGCCGCCCCCGACGCUCCUGAACGCUUCGACGUGGGCACUUCACAUGGGCACCAGCUGCAGCCUGAGAUACCAAACACUGAACGGAAUCGAAUUCUUGCUGGCAACGGGGCUUCCUCCGCCGGCGUUCAAGGUGGCGGUGUUUAUACUGAGAUUGGUAAACAACGUUGUCGGGGGAAUGACGUUUGUGAUGCUGGCAAGGUUUACUGGUUCGCAGAAGGUGGGAAAAGUGGACGGCGUUGCUGCCGAAGAUGGAUUGGGUUCAGCAAAAGAGAAGCUGUUGAAUAACGGCGAGGAUUUACACAAGGAAGAGACUGUUUAG